Rhinichthys klamathensis goyatoka is the source of this 846-nucleotide messenger RNA. RefSeq names its product C-type lectin domain family 4 member E-like. NCBI's taxonomy places the organism in Eukaryota, Metazoa, Chordata, Actinopteri, Cypriniformes, Leuciscidae. The record is from RefSeq and is a predicted model, not a curated record. The coding region runs from base 32 to 502 and encodes 156 amino acids. The transcript is spliced from 3 exons.
AUCAUGUCUCUGUUGUUCAGGAAGUGAUUGUAUGAGGAUCCAAAGCUCCAGAGCAGCUCUAGUGUGUUUGGUGCUGCUCUGUGCUCUUCUGCUGACCGCAGUCAUAGUGCUGGGCGUCAUGUUCGCUCAAGAGAGACAACUAACCAACAAUACCACAGAAAAGAGAAACCAGCUGCUAACCACGAUUACCAACUUAACUCAACUAAACGUACAGUUAAAUCAGGAGAAAAAUGACCUGUCAAAAAAUCUUGGAGAAAGGGAUGGAUGGAUUUACUAUAAAUCCAAUCUUUACUUCCUUUCCUCUGAGACGAAGAGCUGGACUGAGAGCAGAAGAUACUGUACAGAGAGAGGAGCAGAUCUGAUCAUCUUAAACAACAGAGAAGAACAAGAUUUUGCUAUUUGGAAAAUAUAUGCUGGUGUUAGAGUGUGGAUUGGUCUGACUGACAGUGAUUUGGAGGGCAGAUGGAAAUGGGUUGAUGGCAGCAUACUGACCUCUGGGUGAGAAAGGACUGAACUGAACUAAUUAUUAUCUAAUAAAUGAUUCUCACAAUCAGUAUCAUAUCACACAGAUGUUGAUAUGUUGAUGCAGGUUCUGGGCAAGUGCAGAGCCUAAUGGACAAACAAGAGAGAACUGUGCCCUAAAUUAUGGACCAGGAUGGGCUGAUUAUCCAUGCAAUGAUAUUUUUCAAUUUAUCUGUGAGAAGAGAAUUUUGAAUUAAGUCAAUGAACAUCUCAGGUUAUAACCCUGUUCCCUGAAAAAGUGGGAACGAGAUGCUGCCCGAACAGUGCUAUGGGGAAAAUAUUUUUUCACUGGUUGUGAACACGUGUGGCAAAUACGCCAAGAAU